AUGGCGCUUUCCCUCCAUGAGUCGUCUUCGCCGACCAUCGCCCUGGACUACUUGGCAAAAUCUCUGGAACAGUUACUACAAAGACUUGCCAAGGCUGUCGUCAACUCUCCGUCUGCUCUGGAUGCUGGAGACGACAAGGCGGCUUCGGUCAAGCCGGUGCAGAAACUACGAGGAUCAAUCCACCUCGGCACAAGGACCGGUUCUAGUUAUUGUAUCAUGAUCAACCGCUUCUAUGUACUAUACAGGGCGCAUAAUUUGGAGAUAGCACGUCAUUUUCUUAAGCCCCAGCAUGCAGUGUUUUGUCCCCCGGACCACAACAACGGCAAUUUGACUGGAUAUAUAAGCAAAUCUUCAAACCCUGAUCUUGUUGAGCCAAUCAUUAUUCCACAUCUACCUACAUAUGACGCAGAAUUCUCCUUCAUCAGUAUCGAUCAGGGAACUUCCAUGCUCUUCUAUAUGCGGCCGAACGGGUGGCCUGAGUUUAAGGAUUCAUCGACUAUGACUACGCACGCCACAAUACGCACGUUCAUGGACAUGGACUCCAUGCAAAUAUCGGUUGCAGCUUUAAUCGUGGAGAUUCAUGUCAAAUUUUCGAAAUCGAGGAGGAUUGAUUUGAUGGAAGAAUUCCCGCAAUCUAGAUCUUCGGUUACCCUCGCUAUUUUAGCCGUAGUGGGUCGCCGUCAGUCCGGAUACAGUGCAUCAACGUGA
Molecule: messenger RNA, 708 nt
Organism: Bipolaris oryzae ATCC 44560
Lineage: Eukaryota; Fungi; Ascomycota; Dothideomycetes; Pleosporales; Pleosporaceae
Exons: 1
Coding region: 1-708 (235 amino acids)
Source: RefSeq, a predicted model, not a curated record